GACCAGAUUUGAAGCUUGAAAACAUGGCUCAAAUUGCUAAGGUCUCACAGAAGGUGCAGCUCAGAUCUUCUGGUCACAAGUUCUAUGAACUCCUUAAGAACAAAAUGGACUUUGUCUUUCAAAUGUUCCCUGAAGUUUAUAAGAGCUGGAAGGUUUUGGAAGGAAAUGGUUUGGCUCAUGGCAGCAUCAUCUACUUGAAAUAUGACGUUGAUGGCCUGUCAGAGGCGAAGGAGAGGCUAGCUAUUGAUGAUGCGAACAAAUCGAUAACUUUUGAGUGCCUUGAAGGAGAUCUAUUCAGAGAUUUUGAAGUUUUCAAAUUGAAAAUUGAAGUUGUUGAGAAUGGUAGCAAUGGGUGCUCAUCUAAUUGGUCCAUUGAAUAUGUGAAGGCCAAUGAAGAUGUGGCUCCACCACAUAACUAUCUCAUAAUUGCAGCUAAAAUUAGCAAAGGCAUUGAUGAUUACCUUUGCAAGAACUGAACUAAAACCAACCCAUCUUGGCUUGGCUAUUGAUCAAAUAUGAUCUAAAUAAGCUAUUAUCUUUGUGUUUUUGUCAUGUGUAUCUUGAAGUUUAAUUGGAAGAAGGAAUAAUGAUGAUGUUUGCCUUA
Cucurbita pepo subsp. pepo (vegetable marrow) is the source of this 604-nucleotide messenger RNA. RefSeq names its product kirola-like. The record is from RefSeq and is a predicted model, not a curated record. Gene Ontology annotation, biological process: defense response. NCBI's taxonomy places the organism in Eukaryota, Viridiplantae, Streptophyta, Magnoliopsida, Cucurbitales, Cucurbitaceae.